Molecule: messenger RNA, 1474 nt
Organism: Anopheles nili
Lineage: Eukaryota; Metazoa; Arthropoda; Insecta; Diptera; Culicidae
Product: ester hydrolase C11orf54 homolog
Exons: 3
Coding region: 63-1034 (323 amino acids)
Cellular component (GO): nucleus
Molecular function (GO): hydrolase activity, acting on ester bonds; zinc ion binding
Source: RefSeq, a predicted model, not a curated record
CGGUCGUACAGCAAAGUCGUCGUUUGUUGGUGCAGAUUCAUCCGGUAUCGUUGCGGCACACAAUGGCCCAGAGUCUUGAUACAGGAAGUUUGCUGUUCGAGGAGAAACCUCUGCAUACGCCCUCGCUGGCAGAGGUGCGCCAAGUGCUUGCGGAUGGGCUGAAAUCGUGCUUCAGUACGGUGGACGUUGAGGUUGUCGAUUGUCCGGAUUUAAGUAAAGCACCUUUCCAUCUCGCUGGAACAGGUUUGAACGGUUCACCCGUGCUGGUUGAAAUCGGUGGACCACCCUAUCUGCUUCCCACGGUGGACAACACGAAGCUUUACGACGUCGUCGGUGUCGCUCAACGAGCGCUCCAGGAUGACCAGAAACCAUUCAUAGUCAUCGGAGCCGGUGCUGGGCCGUUCCCGCUGGUUAACUCCAACUGCGAGGGUAUGUUCAACAUUCGCUACAACCCUCCGGGAACGGUCGUGAGCGAGAGCCACCUGGCGAUGGUAACAGCCGACCACAAGAACGUUGUCAUACGCAAAAUCCCAAACACGGAAACCCGCUGUGCCCUGCUCGCGAAUUUGCUCAUCGCCGAGGGUAAGGCUGGUCCGGUGCUGAAGGUGAGCUGUAAACGACGCACCGGAAACAAGGACUUCAUCGCUAGCAUUCGCACGUGCCUUGAGGAUCGGUACGGAGAGCAAACGGUUGGACUUGGUGGAGUGUUCCUGUUGCAGACCGGAAAAGCGAAACAACACGUCAUGUCCCCGUUCUCGAGCACACCCAUCCACACCGAGGAACAGCUGAACAAGUGGCUCAACUUCUUCGAUAUGCCUGCUCCGCUGAUUAACGUCGGUACACUCGUCACGACGGAGUGCGACCUGGACCUGCGAUUGCAGCAUUUCCACAGCUUCUCCACGCACGGCCAUGGUGGCCAUUACCAUAUUGACACGACACCGGAGGAGGUCGAGUACGAGGGAUAUUUCGUCGUCGGUGAGCGGAUCGUGCGCGUAGACAAGCCAGUUAACACGCACAAGUUUGGCCGAGAUUAAGUGAAGCGUCCAGUGGAAGCGAACCGGAGAAAACGCAACCGGAAAUGCAUCCACUAUAAAUGGUAAGAGCAACAAAAAAAAACGAACUGUAGACCCAUCAACGGUAGAUGCAUAAAUAAACCUUGACGAAGGGCACACGCCAAUCGGAUUGUGGAUUGUGUUUGCUUGCUUGUGCAAAUGUAGGCCAACGCGAAGUCGACCCGGCACACUGAUAAGCCACCCUGACAGGGCUGAUGAAGCGUGAAGAGCGCACUUGACCGCGAACAGCCUUUGGCGGUCUCUCUGGUUCACGGUGUCCGUUCCGGAUCGGUUGCGUUUGUUUGACAGCCGAAAUUGGUUCGCGUUUUUAAAGUAGAUAAUUAUUUAACGGGCAAACGUGCGGUGACAAAUUGCUGAUAAGCGUCCAUCAAGAGUUCGUUCGUAACGGGAAAAAUAGGAAA